Messenger RNA from Medicago truncatula (barrel medic), 2114 nucleotides. RefSeq lists its product as uncharacterized. The transcript has 2 exons. Bases 783 to 1985 code for a protein of 400 amino acids. The record is from RefSeq and is a predicted model, not a curated record. Lineage: Eukaryota; Viridiplantae; Streptophyta; Magnoliopsida; Fabales; Fabaceae.
UAUCCUAUCCGAGAUGAGUUCCCAACUCUUCCACACCCUUGCUAGUAAAUGUGCUAACUAUGACACUCUUCCUCCGAACUCAAUAUAUACUCCCCUCGAGAAGAACAUUUCCAAGACCAAUAGAAAUCCUCAACCGACAACGGCCUCUGAUCUAAUACAACUAAUAACACACUAAAACUUGUUCCAAAACAAAAAGCAUUCGCCUCCACCUCAAAUAAUCCCACACCCACACUCCAUCUACCUAGGUUCCCACCUGACCUACCACCUCAAAUUUAUGGAUGGAAACCUGAAAAACCCUAGGAGACCUAAUCCUAAAGGUGUAUCUCUUACCCAAACAUCAUCCUAGAAGGAAGUCGAGCAUCCAUCCCUCAACAACUUAACCACUCCAUCUGAAAACCAAUAUGAGCUAGAAUCCAUCUCGUAACCUAAAAGAGAAAUACCUCUACACCAAGGAAAGUAUUGGGAUUAUUGUGAUAUUAUUGUUAUUUAUUUCAGAUUAAUGUGGUGCUACUGAGUGUUGCAGUUACCUUAUAUUUAGGAGUAGCUUGAUUAUAGUUGUGAUUAAUGGCUGGAAUCCCUAAGGCUUGUAGAUAUGUAACAGUCUGUAACAGUUGAUUAUAAUGUGUAUAUAUAUAUAGUGGUCCUGAUGAAUGAAGGGAGACACACAAUUCAAAGAAUUCUAUUGUGGUGAAAUUUAUCAUGGUAUCACGAGCUAGCAAAUAUCCUAGGGAAAAUUAAUCACAUUUUUUUUUCUCAUACCAGAUCAGGCACCAUAAGAGAUUAUGGGUGAGAACAGUGGUGAUGGCGGGAAGAAAGUUGACGACAACAAUAGUAACAGCGAGAAGAAGGUGGACUUGGUUUUUUUUCUCGGCUCUAAUGACAAUCCCGGCAACGUGAUUACACCAAUACAAUUGCGUGGUCUGAAUUAUGAUGAAUGGUCAAGGGCAAUUCGAACCUCGUUGCAAGCAAAGAGAAAAUACGGUUUUGUGGAAGGGAAAAUCCCAAAACCAACGACACCUGAGAAAUUGGAGGACUGGAAAGCAGUGCAGUCGAUGCUCAUAGCGUGGUUGCUCAACACUAUCGAGCCAUCACUGCGCUCUACUCUUUCUUAUUAUGAUGAUGCAGAAUCAUUGUGGACACAUCUUAAGCAGCGCUUUUGCGUUGUGAAUGGGGCUCGUAUAUGUCAAUUAAAGGCAUCGCUAGGAGAAUGCAAGCAAGGCAAAGGUGAAGAGGUGUCGGCCUACUUUGGCCGUCUGUCUCGUAUAUGGGACGAACUUGUGACUUAUGUCAAAAAGCCAACAUGCAAAUGUGAAGGUUGCAUCUGUGAUAUCAACAAACAAGUCACUGAUUUGAGUGCUGAAGACUAUCUGCAUCAUUUUCUUAUGGGCCUUGAUGGGGCUUAUGCAAUAAUUCGAUCAAAUUUGCUUUCUCAAGAUCCGUUACCAAACAUUGAUCAAGCAUAUCAGCGAGUCAUACAGGAUGAGAGGUUGCGGCAAGGAGAAUAUUCAAUUCAACAGAACCGUGAUAAUGUCAUGGCUUUUAAAGUUGCUCCCGAUACACGAGGUAAAUCUAAACUUGUGGACAAUUCUGACAAAUUCUGUACUCACUGCAACAGAGAAGGACACGACGAACGCACAUGUUUUCAGAUUCAUGGAUUCCCUGAGUGGUGGGGAGAUCGUCCUCGUGGUGGUCGUGGAUCGGGUCGUGGCGGAGCGACAACAGGGAGAGACACAACAGGCCGUUCUGGAGGACGUGGCAGGGGCACCUAUAACGCACCUGCACGAGCCAACAAAGCCACGACAAGUAGCCGUAGUAUUGGUGGUAAUAGUGGACAGUCUCAUGCACCACCACACUCAAGUGAGGCAGCAGGUAUAUCAGGCAUUACUCCGGCGCAAUGGCAACAAAUUCUUGACGCUUUGAAUAUUUCCAAAACCAAGGAUCGCCUGCACGGACCGGACGACGAGGACGUUGAUUGGAGCAGGUGAACGGAUCGAUGGACUUUACUUUUUUCGGGGUGUUCCGAAGGUGCAUGCCUUGAUGGUGGAAGGGGAUUCAACAAUGGAUUUAUGGCAUAAACGUUUGGGUCAUCCGUCAGAAAAGGUGUUAAAGUUCAU